GCUGAUAAUGACCGUGCUGGUGGUGUUGAUAACGAUCGCACUGGUGUUGAUAAUGAUCGUGGAGGUGGGGGUGGUGGUAUGUGUAGCGGUGGUAGGUAUAAACUGGUUCGGAGUUCCGUCAUUAACUUGUUGGCCGUCAACCACAAGUUUAAUUUUCUGUCGAAUCGAUUGAAAAUAUCGCCGGCCAAUGACAGCCAGAUGUAUAUAGGGACUAAUGUCGGUAAGGUGGUACGCGUUUUCAGGCACAACUACAUCAAAGCCAGGCCGAAGUAUUACCAACCAUCUUACAAUUACGUCGGUGAAGUUAGCAGUUUUGAUGUGUGUCCUCUUGAAGAAAAUCUCGUAAUCGCAGCAGGAAAUAACCUGUCACAAACAAACCUUAGCGUAUGCCAUACGUUGGAGUCUCUUUAUAUUCGAAACCGGGUUCUAUACCGAAUCUAUACCGGAUCUUUUCGGGAUUUGUACUAUACCGGAUUUAUGCUGGAUUUUUUUGGGUUCUAUACCGAAUCUAUACCGGAUCUUUUCGGAAUUUAUACCAGAUCUAUACUGGAUCUUUUCGGGUUCUAUACCGAAUCUAUACCGGAUCUUUUCAGAAUUUAUACCGGAUCUAUACUGGAUCUUUUUCAGAUUCUAUACCGAAUUUAUGCAGGAUCUAUACCGGAUCCAAACCAAAUUGAUGCCAGAUCUUUUCUGGAUCUAACUCACUAA
Molecule: messenger RNA, 708 nt
Organism: Helobdella robusta
Lineage: Eukaryota; Metazoa; Annelida; Clitellata; Rhynchobdellida; Glossiphoniidae
Exons: 5
Coding region: 79-708 (209 amino acids)
Source: RefSeq, a predicted model, not a curated record